Molecule: messenger RNA, 1251 nt
Organism: Bemisia tabaci
Lineage: Eukaryota; Metazoa; Arthropoda; Insecta; Hemiptera; Aleyrodidae
Source: RefSeq, a predicted model, not a curated record
UACCUCGUUAAUACAACAACAAACAAAGACAUUUGGAAAUUCUCACGAUCAGUGAUAUCAUCCAAUAUGUCGGUUGCCAUGGUACGAGGUCGCAAAUUCGAUGCAAUCAAAGAGGAAAUCUCGAGGAUGUUGCAGCAAGCCGAAAUUACGAAGUCGGGCGGCCGAAGUUUGAUGGUCCAAAGUGCAACAGGGGACGUACUUUCAAACUAUGUAAACGCUGUCAUUGGGGUAGGAAACGAUUUCGACGACAGUAAGCAAGCUCUGGAUGAAAUGAGUGACUAUACUAAGCCGUCGUACAUGAAAAUGCUAACCUUUUAUGCGCUGAUGAUCUCACCAAUUGUCCAACAUUUUGAGCCACUCAGAUUUCUGCCCCGAAAAAACUGUAAAAUUUUGGCAGGUAUUCUUCAACAGGAAAUCGAGCACAGAGAUAAAUCCAAAUCGGAACGGGACGAUUUUGUGGAUGUUCUCCGGUCGUUGAAGGGAAAUCCCAAGCCAGAAGGAGUAUCUCAAGAAGAUUCAGUAAUUACCACUGAUUUCAAAGAAAUCAAUUUGAGGCAGAUGACCGGACUCUCCAUGACAAUAUUGUUGGGAAGCAAUGACACCACAAAAGGUCUCACACAGUUUGUGAUUCAUCUUUUAUCUUUGGAGCCAGACCAUCAACGCAAAAUCAGAGAGGAGGUACACGUAGUCUUACGGAAACAUUGUGUUGAGGAGUUAACGCAUGAAGUCGUUAAAGAUCUUCAUUUCACUUUCCAGUGUAUUCUAGAGGCUGCUCGCUUAUUCCCAAUCAUUCCGAUGUUGAUGCGGCGCUGCUCAGAGGAUUUUCAAAUCCCGAAUACGGAGUACAUCCUGCGGAAAGGAGAUCGUGUGAUUGUAUCACCGUACUCCUUUCACCGAAAUGAAACAUUCUUUCCUGAACCUCAUAAAUUUGACCCGGAACGUUUCAGUGCUAAAAAUCGACACAGUUCUCAACAGGAAGCUAUCUUAAGUUUCGGAUUCGCACCACGAAAGUGUCCGGGUGCUAAUCAAGGCAUGUUCGUAGCCGCAGCUAUAAUUGCAUCUUUAGUAUGUCACUUCGAGUUAAAACCAAAGUCACAUUUGAAACAAAUGAAUGCUUCUGAUUUUCACCCAAAAUGUCUUCUGAUAGCGCCGAAAAUACCCUUGGUCGUUGACUUAGUGCAUGUGCAAAGGGACACGGAGCAGCACGUUAUUUGAUGGUUUUAUUCGGAAUUUUUUUCUUCCGCCAGAUUU